This is a messenger RNA of Centrocercus urophasianus (Greater sage-grouse), 1086 nucleotides long. RefSeq names its product melatonin receptor 1B (gene MTNR1B). Gene Ontology annotation, biological process: G protein-coupled receptor signaling pathway. Gene Ontology annotation, cellular component: membrane. The record is from RefSeq and is a predicted model, not a curated record. Gene Ontology annotation, molecular function: melatonin receptor activity. The transcript is spliced from 2 exons. NCBI's taxonomy places the organism in Eukaryota, Metazoa, Chordata, Aves, Galliformes, Phasianidae. The coding region runs from base 1 to 1086 and encodes 361 amino acids.
AUGCUGGAGAAUGGAUCUCUGAGGAACUGCUGCGACCCGGGCGGGCGGGGUCACUUCGGCUCGGCGGAGCGGGAGGCGGCGGCUGGAGGCGCCCCGCGGCCCGCCUGGGUGGUGACGGCUCUCUCCAGCGUGCUGAUCUUCACCACCGUGGUGGAUAUUUUAGGCAACCUGCUGGUCAUCGUGUCCGUCUUCAAGAACCGCAAGCUCAGGAACUCAGGUAAUGCAUUUGUGGUGAGCCUGGCUUUGGCUGAUCUUGUGGUGGCCUUGUAUCCAUACCCACUGGUGCUCUUAGCUAUCUUCCACAAUGGAUGGACUUUGGGUGAAAUGCACUGUAAAGUGAGUGGCUUUGUGAUGGGACUAAGUGUAAUAGGCUCUAUUUUCAACAUCACUGCAAUUGCAAUUAAUCGAUAUUGCUAUAUAUGUCAUAGCUUUGCCUAUGACAAAGUGUAUAGCUGUUGGAACACAAUGCUCUAUGUCUCCUUAAUCUGGGUAUUAACAGUAAUUGCAACUGUGCCCAAUUUUUUUGUCGGCUCCUUGAAGUAUGAUCCACGCAUCUAUUCAUGCACAUUUGUUCAGACUGCAAGCUCCUACUAUACAAUUGCAGUUGUGGUAAUUCAUUUCAUUGUCCCUAUCACUGUUGUGAGCUUCUGCUACCUUCGAAUUUGGGUCUUAGUGCUUCAAGUUAGAAGACGAGUCAAGUCAGAAACAAAGCCAAGACUGAAACCAAGUGACUUCAGAAAUUUUCUUACCAUGUUUGUGGUUUUUGUGAUUUUUGCCUUUUGCUGGGCGCCUCUGAACUUCAUAGGAUUGGCUGUAGCUAUCAAUCCUUCAGAAAUGGCACCGAAAGUUCCUGAAUGGUUAUUCAUUGUAAGCUACUUCAUGGCCUAUUUCAACAGCUGCCUUAAUGCAAUAAUAUAUGGACUUCUUAACCAGAAUUUUCGGAAUGAAUACAAACGUAUUUUAAUGUCACUGUGGAUGCCAAGGCUUUUCUUCCAGGACACAUCCAAAGGAGGAACUGAUGGACAGAAAAGCAAGCCCUCUCCUGCUUUAAACAACAAUGACCAAAUAAAAACUGAUACCUUGUAA